Molecule: messenger RNA, 1451 nt
Organism: Pistacia vera
Lineage: Eukaryota; Viridiplantae; Streptophyta; Magnoliopsida; Sapindales; Anacardiaceae
Exons: 9
Coding region: 99-1106 (335 amino acids)
Source: RefSeq, a predicted model, not a curated record
UGAAACUACUUCUGAAAACCGAAAUUAACGUUGGUUUGGUUUAAUCGCAUUACACUACUUUACUUUACCAAGUUUCUGAAUUUCCCAAUCACGACUUCAUGGACCCCGAAACGCAUCGUGUCAGUCUUGACGAGUCGUAUCGGCCUCUCCCUUCUCUCUACUUGGCUUUUCUCUCAAUCUGGUUCUUCUCUGCUUGUUCUUGGACCAUUAAUACCUAUAAAAACCGCCAUUUUCAGACGAAUAACUUACAGUGGACGCUGGCCUCUGUUCCGUUGAUUAAAGCAUUGCAGCUUACUCUAUCUUUCCUCUUCUGGUAUUCGUGUUUUCAUCUUCAGACUUGCUCUCUGUGGAUGUCCUUUGGCGUGUAUAUAACAGGAGUGCUAUUUCAGACAGCUUCUUUUGUGUCCUUCUUGCUAAUAUCUCAUGGAUACUGCAUCAUGUGUGAGCGUCUUUCAGUAAAUGAGCGCCGUACUACAGCUGCACUUGGGUGUGUCUUUUACUUGACUCUGGUUGGGUAUAGAGCUUCUGUACCUUAUUUCACUGUCCUGCUGCUGCUUAAUUAUAUAGUUUCAUUUUACAUGAUUUUCCACCAUAUUUCUCAAAAUCUGUCAGUAUUACGAGAACAAUUAGCUUUUAUAGAGGACGAAGAUAUUCAAGCAAUGCACGAUGCUGUAUAUACAAAGUACAUCAUGUUUAAGAAAUUUCAGGGAGCUAUGCAGAUAGUAGCCAUGGCAGAAAUUGUGAUAUACCUUAAUGUGGAUGACUCUUCAGAAAAUUACUGGCUUCGCUUGUUAAUUCGAGAAUGGGCACAGUUCUGCAUCUUUCUGUACAUUGGGUGGACUUUUAGAUCACAAGACUUGGCACCACGUUUCUCUGUUAUGCCAACUACAAAGUCUAAAGGGGAGACAAUGGUUCCUCCCAUUUAUAGCAUUGAAAUGGAUGCAGCAACAUUCAAAGAUUUUAGUCGUCAUGAAUGGCAUAUUGGUGUUCCAACUUCUUAUGGUGAUGAAAGCUCAAACGAUUCAGUAUUAGUAGUAAUUCAGCAUCCAAAUGCAUUUCGGAUGAAGUCAGCCUCUGCACAUCCUCAGAGCCUACAUCUAGUCUAACUUCUUAUACUUCAGAUCCCCAUUCGGAUUCAUGUUCAUAGAAGAGUUAUGCAAGUAAAGCAAUUGACAGAAUAGGUUGCUGCAAUUUGGUUACCUACAUCCAUUCUUGGUGUAAGACAGGUCCAACGGGCAAUCUUAUAUCCAUUUGAAAGCCAUACAAUAGAGAAAUCUGUAACUAAAUGCAACAGAUGGUAAAGGUUCAUUCACUUCAAUUAGAGCCUGGAGCCCAUCUACAUAUGUAUUCAAUAUUGUCAAUCAAUCAAAAACUGUAUAUUCUUUCCUUAUGUGGGUUGAUCUCAUUAUAUACCCUUGUCUAAUUUUUGGCAAAGAUCAAGUAUCUACCCU